AAAGAGAGAGAGAAGGAGGGAAAGAAAUACUCACCCAAUCAGGAGCGCUCUGAAAACUUGUGAGAGAAGCUUGUUUUUUCUUCUGUUUUAAGGAUACAGUUUGUUUGUCUCAUACCGUUUUGAUCCAUUUUGUGGCCCCGGGUGAUGCUGGUGGAGCGCACAGCGGGAGGCGCAUUGUUUGUAUGCAAACUGGACGACAUGGCCAUUGUAUGCGUUUGGGCAUAUAUGGAGGCACCGAUGGCUCGGAGGAUACAGCCCGUCUGAAGUCUCAGGAGUGGAGAGCUGCCCCUCUCGGCUGUGUUGUGCGCGUUUCUCUCCUCCGACUUUCUCUCUCUUAUUAACCGCUCUGGUCCGUCGCUAUGAGUUGCCUGGAUGUGAUGUACCACCAAAGCUAUGGAGCGCACUAUCUCCCUGCAGCGGCGUACAAGGCGACGUACUAUAACCACCAUCACCAGCAACAACAGAGAAGGCUGAGCGUUUACAGUAAGAUGCAGGAGUGCAUGGAGCAGCAGCAGCAGCAGCAGCAGCAGCAAGGAAGAGGGAUGCUUUCUAGGGACCAGGGCCUCCGGCAGGGACCUGCGACACCAGGGGCCGAAUCAGACCGGAGAUCCACAUCCGAUUCAGAGCUGAAGGACAGUCCUCAACCAGCAGAGGCAGAGUACUUGAGCUCCCGGUGUGUUUUGUUCACCUACUUCCAAGGGGACAUCGGCGAUGUGGUAGAUGAGCACUUCUCCCGGGCUCUCAGUCAGUCCAGCACCUUCAACAGCGAGACCAAACCGAUCAGAGUGACUCAGCCAUCAGCCUCAGCCACCGCUGGCUUAUGGAAAGAUGGCGGGUCUCUUUCUGAGGGUCAGAGCAACUCAGUGUGGAACAGCACCUAUCCAUCCCAGACCAGUCCUUGCCUCCCAUCUGUCUCUGUCUCAGUCCACCCAGACUUCUCUUCCAGCCCUGUUUCCUUCAACCACCCGGAUGGAGCUCUGUGGGCCGACCACGUGCUCUCCCAGGCCAGCCUCCCGCCUCCGGCUACCCUCCCCGAUACCUGGACCUACAGCCUGAGCCCCCAGAGCACAAGUGGAUACCCCAAUGUCCACAAUGUCUACCAUCCUCACCCCCACCCACACAUCCACACCCGGCACCACCACCCCAUGCUCCAUUCAUACCCGACCCACAGCCCGACAUUGGAUCCCAGGUUCAAUCCUCUGCUGCUGCCCGGUGUUAGAAACCAGAACCAGCCAACUGCCAGCACGGGGAGUUCCCCACACAGCGAGGGGGUGAAGACGGAGAUGGAGCACAGCAGGAACAGCCCUGUUGCGGCUACCUCUGUCACCUGGACCCCCUCCGCCCUCCAUGGAUCCUUGGAGGUGUAUGACUCAGCUCUUGAUCAGACCAAAGCAAAGACAUCAGUUUGGUUCUAACUGAUGCCAUAAUAAUCAUUUCACACCAAAAAGGACGUACUAUGUGGCUCAAUCAAUGUAUGGCUGCAACACCAGCACUGUAAUGUAUAAUGUAGAUAGAAGGCUUACUGUAGCUCAGACUAUGAGUCCUGCACUGUCCACACAACGUAUUAUGGAUAUGAACUCAGGCUUUUGGAUUUAAAUGACAGUGAUCUAACGCUUUGGCUGCCGGCCAAGGCCCUUGAAGAAUGAUUCAAACAGACUACUAGCUUUAAAGGAUGGGAGGCCUCUUCUUCUCUGUCGGCACAAACACCAUUUCUUUUUCAUGCAAUGUGAGACCAAGCGGUUCUGUUUCAAGAGCUUGAUUUUGAUCCACAUUUUGUUUUGUACAGUAAUGUUUGUUUAAGACUGUAAAUGGUUUUUUUUUUGUACAGUUUUGCCAUGCUAAGUUGUUGUUUGCUGGAUGACCUCUGCUAAAAUGUUUGCCUGAAUGCUACUUUACUAUUUUGCCUCUGCGGGUUGUGUAGUGUAAAGUUUAAAUAUUGAUAUUGUAUGUUUAAGUAAUAAAUUGCUGAACUAUA
Molecule: messenger RNA, 1975 nt
Organism: Dicentrarchus labrax (European seabass)
Lineage: Eukaryota; Metazoa; Chordata; Actinopteri; Moronidae
Gene: vgll3
Product: vestigial-like family member 3
Exons: 4
Coding region: 360-1415 (351 amino acids)
Biological process (GO): regulation of transcription by RNA polymerase II
Cellular component (GO): nucleus
Source: RefSeq, a predicted model, not a curated record